Messenger RNA from Acomys russatus (golden spiny mouse), 1446 nucleotides. It is a transcript of the gene Rpl3l, whose product is annotated as ribosomal protein L3 like. Lineage: Eukaryota; Metazoa; Chordata; Mammalia; Rodentia; Muridae. The record is from RefSeq and is a predicted model, not a curated record. Gene Ontology annotation, molecular function: structural constituent of ribosome; RNA binding. The transcript has 10 exons. The coding region runs from base 147 to 1370 and encodes 407 amino acids. Gene Ontology annotation, biological process: ribosomal large subunit assembly; translation. Gene Ontology annotation, cellular component: ribosome; cytosolic large ribosomal subunit.
CAAAAUUCAUGCUGGGUACAAGAGCUGGCCAAGGAGCCUGCCAGGUGCUAAAUCUGGGAUCUGGCAGCUGAGUGUACGGGCCCUGUCAUUCGACCUCUGGGGCCUGGUGAGGAGGCUCAGUCCUGACCAGCCAGCCGGGAUCCACCAUGUCCCACCGGAAGUUCUCUGCCCCACGACAUGGACACCUGGGCUUCCUGCCUCACAAGAGGAGCCGGCGGCACCGGGGCAAGGUGAAGAGCUGGCCUCGGGAUGACCCCAAACAGCCUGUGCACCUCACUGCCUUCCUGGGCUACAAGGCCGGCAUGACCCACACCCUUCGAGAGGUGCACCGCCCUGGACUCAAAAUUUCCAAACGAGAGGAGGUAGAAGCCGUGACAAUUGUGGAGACACCACCGCUGGUAGUGGUGGGCGUGGUGGGCUACGUGGCCACUCCCCGAGGUCUGCGGAGCUUCAAGACCAUCUUUGCUGAACACCUCAGUGACGAGUGCCGCCGACGCUUCUACAAGGAUUGGCACAAGAGUAAGAAGAAAGCCUUUACCAAAGCCUGCAAGAGGUGGCGAGACUCCGACGGCAAGAAGCAGCUCCAGAAAGACUUUGCUGCCAUGAAGAAGUACUGCAAGGUCAUUCGGGUCAUUGUCCACACCCAGAUGAAGCUCCUGCCCUUUCGGCAGAAGAAGGCCCACAUCAUGGAGAUUCAGCUGAAUGGUGGUACCAUGGCUGAGAAGGUGGCAUGGGCUCAGGCACGGCUGGAGAAGCAGGUGCCGGUGCACAGUGUGUUCAGCCAGAGUGAGGUGAUUGAUGUCAUUGCUGUCACGAAGGGCCGGGGUGUUAAAGGCGUCACUAGUCGCUGGCAUACCAAGAAGCUACCAAGGAAGACCCACAAAGGCCUGCGCAAGGUGGCCUGCAUUGGUGCCUGGCACCCUGCCAGGGUAGGCUGUUCCAUUGCCCGGGCUGGGCAGAAGGGUUACCACCACCGUACAGAGCUGAAUAAAAAGAUCUACCGCAUUGGCCGAGGGCUGCACAUGGAAGAUGGGAAGAUGGUCAAAAACAAUGCGUCUACCAGCUAUGACAUCACCGACAAGUCCAUCACACCACUGGGUGGCUUCCCCCACUAUGGGGAAGUGAACAAUGACUUCAUCAUGUUAAAGGGCUGCAUUGCAGGAACCAAGAAGAGGGUGAUCACACUGAGGAAGUCCCUCCUAGUGCACCACAGUCGCCGGGCCCUGGAGACUAUUGAGCUCAAGUUCAUCGACACCACUUCCAAGUUCGGCCAUGGACGUUUCCAGACAGCGGAGGAGAAGCGGGCCUUCAUGGGACCCCAAAAGAAGCAUUUGGAGAAAGAGAAGCCGGAAACCUCAGGAAACGUAUAACAUGUCCGGAAUGACGUACACUUGGGAGUGCUCCUGCUGUCUUUGUCUUUUUUGUUCAAUAAAGUUCUGAGACAGC